Messenger RNA from Columba livia (rock pigeon), 1392 nucleotides. It is a transcript of the gene PENK, whose product is annotated as proenkephalin. Gene Ontology annotation, molecular function: opioid receptor binding. The coding region runs from base 272 to 1069 and encodes 265 amino acids. NCBI's taxonomy places the organism in Eukaryota, Metazoa, Chordata, Aves, Columbiformes, Columbidae. The record is from RefSeq and is a predicted model, not a curated record. Gene Ontology annotation, biological process: neuropeptide signaling pathway; chemical synaptic transmission; sensory perception. The transcript has 4 exons. Gene Ontology annotation, cellular component: dendrite; plasma membrane; axon terminus.
CUCCCCGCGUUCACUAAUUAUAAAGUGCCGCCGCCGCCUCCCGCACCCGCUCCUCAGUGGCGCGCCCGGUCCCGUCAGCGGGCGCUCGGCUCGGCUUGGCUUCCCCGCUCCCCGAGCAGCCCUCACUGAAGCUGUCAGCAGCCCUCCGGGGUCUCUCCAGAGGCUGUUCAGCCUCACUAUAAAUAAGAGCGGCUUCGACGCCGAGGCUCCAGCAAGGCGCAGCUCUACUCCCCAGCAAUUCCCGGGAGCCCCGAGGGGAGCCUGUAUCUCCAUGGCGUUGCUCCUGAGACUCGGCUGCUCGCUGCUGGCCCUCAGCACCUGCCUGCUUCCGAGGGUGCGGGCGGACUGCGGCCGCGACUGCGCCGCCUGCGCCUACCGCCUGGGACCCCGCGCCAGCAUCCACCCCCUGGCCUGUACACUAGAAUGUGAAGGAAAGCUGCCUUCUGCCAAAGCUUGGGAGACCUGCAAGGACCUCCUGCAACUGGCAAAGCUGGAUCUUUCUGAGGAUGGCAACAUUGCUCCAGGAGACAAGAAAGAGCUGGAUGAGAAUCAUUUGCUUGCAAAGAAGUAUGGAGGCUUCAUGAAAAGAUACGGGGGGUUCAUGAAGAAAAUGGAUGAGCUCUAUCGGGUAGAACCAGAGGAUGAAGCUAACGGAGGAGAAAUCCUGGCUAAGAGGUAUGGAGGGUUUAUGAAGAAAGACUCGGAUGAGGAUGCCCUUGCUAAUUCCUCUGAUCUGCUGAAAGAGCUUCUAGGGGAUAACCCUGAAGUGGGGCAUUACCAAGAGAUAAAUGAAAAUGACGGAGAUGUCAGCAAAAGAUAUGGAGGCUUCAUGAGAAGCAUAAAGCGCAGCCCCGAAUUGGAAGAUGAAGCCAAAGAGCUGCAAAAGAGAUACGGUGGUUUCAUGAGAAGAGUGGGCAGGCCAGAAUGGUGGCUGGAUUACCAGAAACGAUACGGUGGGUUUCUUAAGCGCUUCGCCGACUCCAUUCGCCCUUCAGAAGAAGAUGGAGAAACUUACUCCAAAGAUGUCCCAGAGAUGGAAAAGAGAUAUGGUGGAUUUAUGAGAUUUUAAUACCUUCCCUUUUAUCCCUUUUGUCCUACAUGAGAAAGACUGCCUUAUUGGUCAUAACUUAUUGUAACGUGUUGCUUGUACUGUACAGUUUUUUACUGUCCUUGGUUAAUGAUGCAAUCUGCGAUUUGUUGUUUCGGGUUCUGUGUUCUUUCAAGUCAAAUAACUAAUUUCUGGUCUAGUCAAGUUUCAGUCUGUAUUGUAGUUUCCAUGCUGAAACUAUUUUGAUUACUGUAUUCAUUUUCUUUAAAGAGAAAGUAUUAAUACAUCUACAGUAGAGUUGCUUAACUGUAUAUACAAUAAAUUCUUCAUCCUAACUGCAUAAA